Molecule: messenger RNA, 3779 nt
Organism: Capsaspora owczarzaki ATCC 30864
Lineage: Eukaryota; Filasterea; Ministeriida; Capsasporidae
Exons: 7
Coding region: 155-3694 (1179 amino acids)
Source: RefSeq, a predicted model, not a curated record
UUUCUGUUCCUCGUCAUCGUCGCUCGUUCUCGUUUGUUAUUUUUUCCCUUAUCAGUCUGAGACACGUCGACAACGUUCCACCCAAAUUUCCACCCAAGCCAAACCCGCACCUCCUCAUCUCAAUCUCCGCUUCUCUCCUCCACCACCCCCUCAGAUGAGCGCGGGACGACCGCAGCCCCAUCCUGGCUCACGGCGCCCCGCCACGACUGCUGCUGCUGCUGGUGGUGGUUCUGCUGCUGCGAAUCCGCUUGGAAUUCUGGCGGAUUUGCUUGAUCUGCGCCCGCCUCACUCCAAGCCUUCCUCAUCAUCAUUAUCAACGUCAUCAUCCCUUCUAUCAUCACCACCACUCCCACUCGCCUCCAGGCUGCCCGCGGUGGUCGCAGGCGGACACGAUGCAACGGGAUUGCCAGCCAGUGCCGCAGCCGCCGCGCUCACGACGCUCUUCCCGGCCUUCUUCGACCCUGCUUCAACUCCCCUGGCGAGCAACAAUGGCAGUGCUGCUGGCAUCCCUGGUGCCGAGCAGCCGCCGCUGUUGCCCGGCGAGCAGCUCGUCAUGACCCUCCGACAGGUCUACUGCGUCGUCCCCAUCGCCCUCGCGCUCGUUGCCAAAGGCACCCUCACGCUGACCGACCACCGGCUCAUCUUCCACGGUCGCACUGUCUCUAGCAACCCCAAUCGACGGUUCGAGUACGAGUAUUACAGCGCUACAAGUCCGUUCGAAGAAGAUUCCGCCGACGACGAUUUGCCAUCCUCGUCCGUUGGGAGAAUGCCGAAAGCGAUCAACGGCGGCGCAUCAGUCGUGUCGCCCGGCCCGGUUGCUCGACAGCAAUCCACCUCACCCGUCAACCAACCGCCGCCUGGUGUCACUCGAAGUGCAUCUCCAAAUGCGAUUCGAGCCUCGCCCCCUGCUGCUGCCGUUGUUGCUCGCCCAUCGCCUCCGCCUCGGCCGCUUCGACCUGCCGCGCCGACGUCCUUGCCUGUGGUCUCAACCCGCGCUCCAGGACUUCAAGGCGUGCCGCCGCGAGUGCUGCCUUCAACACCUCCGCGGUCGCCAAACGCCGCCGCCACUGUGCCGCCCCGGCUGUCUCCCCGUCCUACUCCUACCGCUUCCUCGUCCGCAGCAGCCUUUCCAGCAGCGAGAACCUCCAUCCCUAUGCAGCAGGCCGAGCAGCCAGAAGAGGACUCUCGCUCUGACAAUGAUGCAGACCAACAAGCCUUGCUUUCGCGGCUCAAGACCUUGCGCGGUGAGCCUGAGCCAGAUGCAACCUCGCGGUCGUCUUUUGCCUUUGACGAUGGACCGGACGACAUUGGCGUGAACGACGGGCUCGACAGCGACGUUGGCUCGAUCGACUCUAGCUUUUCCGGCCUCAGCAUCAGCAGUAGCGCGAGCAAUGGCAGCACGAGCGUUGCCAAUCUCAGCCUGGAGCCCUUCUACAUAGCAAUGCCUGUGACCUCCAUUGGCGAUGUCAACCGGAAGCCGGCCUCGCACGUCAAAUCUCACGAUCUCUGGGUGUCGGAGGGUGUGCAGAUUGCUUGUCGAAACUUUGGCGUGUUGCGCAUCUGCGUCAGCGCCACGAGCACUGCCGUCGGCGAUUUCACCCAACUCAUCACCAAUCUGGUGCGCGUGUCACGGCCAGUGGUUCCGCGCAAGUGUUUCGCGUAUGCUUACCGUGCCGGGCUGGCCCAGGCGUUGAUGCGCGCGCUUUCACAGACCGAGUCGAGCCCGGUGACGCUUUCGCACGCUCAGCAACUCGUGUCCGUCUUUUUCGCCCCGUCGGGCCCGAACUUUGUGGAUAUUGGGACGGAAAUUGCGCUCUCGCUCCACCGAAGUGACAAUGCCUGGCGCAUUGUCCACUCGCCAGCGUUUGCAAACUGCGUCUCCUAUCCAGCCUUCCACGGUGUUCCACUCGCCUGUACCGAUGCACAAAUCGGUCAAGUGGCUGCCUUUCACAAGGAAGGACGCUUCCCAAUCGUUGCCUGGACCCAUCCCACUUCCGGCAGCACCCUCCUCCGAGCUGCAUCGCCCAAGCAUCGACGUGGCACCCCUAGCCAGCGGUCUGAGCCGGACGAAAAGUACCUGCAGGCGAUUUGCUUGACGUCCCCAUGCACAGGCGAUGCCAAAUUGGUCGUGUUUUCAGAUUUGCCGACCGCCACUGUCAGCGCGACCGUCCAGAGCAGCUAUAGCGCUGCCCAGGGCGGCAUGACCGCGGUCCAGGGAGAGUUGUAUUAUUACCCACACUGCCAGUUCGAGCUUUCCGAAGCCUAUCUAUCCGACCCGAAGGCGCUACGAUCAAGCUACAUUAAGCUCCAAGCUAUGCUGUAUUCUGUCGUGAGCGAGGCAAAGUUCCAAAGUCUGCUUGAAGAGUCGCGUUGGCUCGAGUUUGUCAGCCACAGCUUGAGUGUCGCAUCCAAGAUCGCCCAGCUCCAAUCCGAGCCAAUGGCUCCACACGUUCUUGUCGCCUAUGAACGUGGCUGGGACAAGACUUUGGUGGUUUGCGCCCUUGUGCAGCUGCUGCAAGAACCCGCAUUCCGAACGUUGCACGGCUUCCAAAAGCUCAUCCAGAAGGAGUUUAUCGUGCAUGGACACCGAUUUCCGCAUCGAACGCUGCUCAUGGGUCUCGAGCCUCGAACACACGAAGACUCACCAGUGUUCUUGCUCUUCUUGGAUGCCGUGUGGCAGCUUCUGGUUCAGUUCCCUACCGCGUUUGAGUUUAACGAGGCGCUGCUGAUUUUCCUUGCAGACGCUGCUUACUCGUCUCGAUUCGGCUCGUUCCUGUUUGCGAUGGAGCGAGACCGGGCCAAAUCGUCCGUUGAGGACGAAACCAUCUCCGUGUGGGCCUAUUUGAACGUGCUCGUUGCAAGCGGCGAGUCCCGCUUCUUCAAUGGCCGAUUUGCGAAAACUGUGUCCGCAACCAUGUUCCUCGAGCCCGAUGCCGGCAUCUCGGCUCUUCAAUUGUGGACCAAUCUGUUUGUACGAUGGGGCACGGAUCUGCGCCACGCUCAGUCAGCAUGCACGGUGGUUGGCAUGUUGCCCCACGCGAGCGCGGCAGUCAUGACCGCAGUCGUCGCGCCAACGCCACAACAAGGACGCAAGGAAAUGUCCAGCGCCGAGUUUGCCAAACUCCAAGCCGCCAUGGGAUUCACGAAUCCAACAUGGUCAGCCUCUGUCCGAAGGACCUACAAUAGCGGCGCUGGUCCGCUGGCUUGCGUUGGUCUUUCGGAAGCCCCGACUGCGGACAAGUCAUUCACUCCUCCCGGAGAGCCUGACUCUGGACCGGGCAUGCGGGCCGUUUCAGCGACUGUCAAUCUUGCUGCAUCGUUUGUGUCAGCCAACACGAAUGUACCGACCGGCAUGACUGUGACAGAGUCCAUGGCGAAAGGGUUUCUUUUCAAGGUUGGUGGCGUGCGAAAGAAUUGGAAACGCCGGUGGUUUGUCCUUGACACGAGCCGGCGGUGCUUGAGCUACUUUGAAGAUGAGAAGGAGCGAAUCCCCAAAGGGUUGAUUGCGCUAUCCGAGAUUCUGCGUGUUUACACGAACGGAUCUGCGGCGGCUGUUCCUGCUGGCGGGAAUGCCAACACUGCGCUCGAGUUUUCCAUUGUGACUGCGCGCCGCAUUUAUGUCAUGCGAGCUGCCAACGAGAAGGUGCUCCGCGCCUGGGUUUUGGUCGUGAAUGCGAGCUGCUUGCGAUCUUGACGGUUUUGUUUGGUUUUGCGUGCUGCUUCCAGUUCGUAAAAGUCCAAAGCUCGUGUGUCAGCAUUUUUAUUCUACUUGACUUGCU